AUGGACGCGCGAACGUUUUGCAGAAAACCUCGCGACUUGGGUAACCUGGCAGUAUCUCAACUCUCGUGCUUCCGUCGGGUGGCAUGGCCGCUAGGCACCGAAAGGAUGAUACAGCUGGACUCAGUGCAACUUAGACAGUUGAUUUUAUCGCGUCCUGUUGCCACAAAAAAAGCAAAGCUCACAAUCGGUUUCUCCCUUCCUGGGGCUCAUCAGGGAGGGCGCAGUCUCCGAGAUUCCGUCAAAUUUAUGUUCUACAUCAGUCCAAAUUGGACAGAUUGCCACAAAUACUCUGAGUUGCAUACGAUUUUUGUUUUGAAAAGAGACUCAACUGAACAGAACCAUCAUAAACGAGAGAUUCAGUUGGAUUCAGUUGAGUCUCCUGUCAAAACCAAAUUACUUAAAAUUCGUGCACCGAGAAGAGAGAGAAUAACAGAAUGGGGCAACGCUCGUAAAAUUGGCCCACCAAUGACAUUCAAUUCAGUGUUCCAUGGGGUUGUCUUGAAAAGUGUUGCGAAACUUCGAUGGAACAAUAUACUGACAAUAAACGUUUUUGUAAAAGAGUAUGAGGAGAUUCCACGAUGGUGCUUGUGGCGUAGGAAAUGUGUAGAAAGCGGAUGGCAUGCCAUCACGGACGUCGUACCCACAGGGGUGCAACUGGUCAUGGGCUGUCGAAGAGUUUUCAGCAACCUUGUGAGUAGUAUGUUGCGCCUAUACAAGUAUCGCGAUAUCUCGAAUAUCGUACCAACUGAAACAUGA
Messenger RNA from Opisthorchis viverrini, 756 nucleotides. RefSeq lists its product as hypothetical. The transcript has 4 exons. The coding region runs from base 1 to 756 and encodes 251 amino acids. The record is from RefSeq and is a predicted model, not a curated record. NCBI's taxonomy places the organism in Eukaryota, Metazoa, Platyhelminthes, Trematoda, Opisthorchiida, Opisthorchiidae.